Messenger RNA from Gaeumannomyces tritici R3-111a-1, 715 nucleotides. RefSeq lists its product as hypothetical. The coding region runs from base 203 to 463 and encodes 86 amino acids. The transcript has a single exon. NCBI's taxonomy places the organism in Eukaryota, Fungi, Ascomycota, Sordariomycetes, Magnaporthales, Magnaporthaceae. The record is from RefSeq and is a predicted model, not a curated record.
GUGGCUGCUGACCGCGGCGACCGACGACGCGGCGCUCCUCCUCCCGCGACUGCGCGGCGAGGAGGGCGGCGCGCCGCUGAGCGUCGCGAGCGUGGGCGCGCUGCUGGCCGACGGCAACCUCUUUGGCCUCCUGGGCCGCGGCGCCGAGUGGAAGGACAUCGCGGACCUGGCGGCCGUCUUCCGCGACGGCCUGCACGUCACCAUGCGCUUCCGGCUCGGCUGGGAGGACGGCCGCGAGGCCAGGAGGGACCACCGCGCCACCGCGCGGAGGGCGACGGCGACGGCGGCGAGCGAGGUGGGCGGCAGCAGUAGUAAUGCGAGGGGGGGCCACGGGCAGGUGCUGGCCAUCUCGGCCGUCCGGACGGGCGGCUGGGGCGGCGGCGAGAACGUCGGGCUCGGGCUCCAGGCGCGCGUCGGGUUCCGGCAGCGCGGGUUUGUCAGGGACUGGGGCUGGAAGACGUGAGCCGCUGAGGGUUUUGCUUUGCGUCAUCCAUGUACUUGUAUGUGUAUGUCUUUGUUCCUCUGGAAAGCAUGGCGCUUAGGUUAAUGUUAAUUUUGCUAUACUUUAUUCGUACUUGUACUGCCUCUUUCUCGUCCCUUGCCGUUGGUCUUCAUCUCGGUCUGCACCAGUGCCGAUGUCGAAGCGUCAUUACAGCCCUGCAGCCUCUAUCACUGUCACAUCCGGGAGCCCCAACGGGGCCCGCCAACCCCUUUU